AUGGAGGAGGAUGAGAGAGAGUCAGAGAGUAAGCGCCGUUCAGCACCUCCCCAAACAUCUGACCAGCAAACCGCCACCGAGACCUCCAGACAAAAAGAAACGGACGAAGAUAAUGUCGAAACUAAGCUGGACAUCAGUUCAGAUAAGUUUGACCCUCUGCUCGCUCUGUAUUCCCCGCAAGUGCCAUUGCCUUACCCCAAUAUCAAGUGCUUUAAUAACAUCGCAGAAUAUGAGAGCUUCAUGAAAGGCGGUCGAGGCCGAGCGAAACCCGAAAAUGUGGAGAAAAGACUCCGAAAAGCACAGAAGGGUAAAGCAGACCCAGAGAGGAUAGAAAGACUGAAGAGACUCAUGGUGAACAACCCGGUUGAGGAGGAGGAGGGAAGCGGGGUCAAGCGAGCGCCACGACGGCGAAAAGCGGCCAAAAAUGUGCUUACCAGAAUGCCGCUGCACACAGGCAGUCCAUUAGGAGAGCUGAAUAGAUGCGUUCAGGAGAAAAUCAGAGUCAAAGUUCACAUCCGGACCUUUAAAGGGCUCCGAGGAGUGUGUUCUGGCUUUGUGGUGGCAUUUGAUAAGUUUUGGAACCUGGCAAUGGUGGAUGUGGAUGAAACAUACAGGGAGCCACUUCUGGGACAAGCUCUUUAUCACGAGAAAGCACUUACUGUCACAAGGCUAUUUGAAAAAUUAAAAGUUCAAGAGACCGUGGCUCUCAGCGCAGUUGAGAAGUCAGAGCUACACAGUAGUUCAUCUCAUCUCACAGACCAAACCAGGAGAACCGACCCCAAACAUACCCAGGAGAGAUCUGAACACUCUGAGCAAGACAAGACCACAUUAAAAGUGACACAGAAAUCUGAAACCAAGCCUAAAGUGGAGUAUGGAAGAGUGCACACCCGUCAUGUCAAUCAGCUUUUUAUACGAGGAGAAAACGUGCUUCUUGUGAACAUACAGCAGGACUAAAGACUACACAGAUUAAAUAUUUGUUUAGUUUACUUUCUAUGGAUAUCACCCAGAAAGGUUUUGUAAAAUGAGAGUAUCAUAUUGAUAUGUAUAUCAUCAGGUGAAAACAAUAUGUUAAAAGCUGAGUAAAACUAACUCUUUUU
Molecule: messenger RNA, 1097 nt
Organism: Onychostoma macrolepis
Lineage: Eukaryota; Metazoa; Chordata; Actinopteri; Cypriniformes; Cyprinidae
Gene: lsm11
Product: LSM11, U7 small nuclear RNA associated
Biological process (GO): mRNA 3'-end processing by stem-loop binding and cleavage
Cellular component (GO): U7 snRNP
Molecular function (GO): U7 snRNA binding
Source: RefSeq, a predicted model, not a curated record